Molecule: messenger RNA, 213 nt
Organism: Gongylonema pulchrum
Lineage: Eukaryota; Metazoa; Nematoda; Chromadorea; Rhabditida; Gongylonematidae
Source: the annotation of a GenBank genome assembly
AUGGAAAGUCUUGUUGGGACUUGCACUCGUGUCGAUAGCCGGAUUGUACUACCACCACGCCCUGCCUUUUUAUACCGUCCACUGACACUUGCCUCGUCCAAUUUGGUUCCGUUAUUUGAUCAAUCCAUCGCUUGUUCUGGCCUUCGUGAUUCGUCCAAAAUGACCGUAUUCGACAGGCCUUCUGGCGGGUUCCCUAAUGUAGAUGCACCAUGA